CUCACCACAACUUGAACCAGCUGACUCCAUCGCGAAAAGGUCAUGUCAUUGAAAGAAGUAAUCAGACUGCUUCCCGACAUUGCGUCAGAGAUCCAGAUGGCGGUUAGCUGCUUCAACUCUGAGGUAUUCCUUGGAACGAAUCAAGCUCUUAUCGAUGCUGGAGACGCAUGCACUGUCUCAGACAAACUCUCCGGCAUGAUCGCCGAUGUUGACACUGUCGUCGCAUCGCUUCUAGAAGGACGGAAGACACUCGAGGAGCAUAGGCGCUGGAGUGCAAACCUUUCCUCCGCUGUAUUUCGCGUACCAGUCGAGAUAAUGUCGCGGAUCUUCAUCAUGUCGUCAGAAAUUGAAGUCGACUUCGGCAAGGACGGAAUGGAACCAUCACCCAUACACAUCGACUUCGAGCGCGGGCACAGCGUCGCCUUGAACGUUGCACAAGUCUGUCGACGAUGGAGAGAGAUAGCGUUUUAUACCCCCCAGCUUUGGAGCCUGAUACCUCUGUUCAGACUUGACAGGAAGGGCAUGACGCUGCGUGACUACUCUCCCCAACUUUACGAACGAGUCGGCUCCUUCCCCGUCCAUCUCCUCUGUAACCCCAUGAGUCCUCAGCAACUUUUCGACUUUGAUGCUAUCACCCUAUCUACUAUGCGUCCCCGCUGCACUGGUCUUGAUAUCGACAUAACAUCGUGGCGGAACAUUGAACCCAAGACCGAUGACAUCGCAGAUUGGAUUGCGGACUUUACUGCUCUUCGACGGCUGACCGUCAAGGUUCCGCAGGUUUAUCCAGCUGGUAUCCUCUCUCCGAUGUCACACCUCCCUACCCGACUUACCCACCUCUACCUUUGUUCGGAGUUUGGUGAGCUUGCCAGUGAGAGCAGCGUCAUACUCCGGUUUCGUUGGGACUGUCUGAAGACGCUCAUCAUCGAAGGGUUCGAGCACACCAAUGACACAUUUUGGCGCCAACUCUCAGUCAGUGCGCCCAUGCUAGAAGAGCUCUUUCUCAAAGGGUUCAUUCUAGCGCCAAGUGGGAACGACGAUCAAGGAGGUCCGCUGAUCCACCCGCGCCUUCGCACACUUUGUCUCGUCCACAUGGAGGAGGAUAUGAUGGGCGGUCCGGCUUACACGUUGCCCCACGUAUCCUCCACCAACCUCGGACACGCGUUCCCCGCGUUAUCGCACCUGUCCUUUAGCUGGAGCCCUAAUUUCGCAGAAACCGUCAAAGAUGCCCUAGCGCGCAUCAAACGCCCGCUUCUCUCUCUUACGUUGCUGUCCGGGGAGACAGAACUUACCAACGAGCACGAAGACUGGCUAAGUCAGCUUGGUGGGGAAUGUGGUAUCGAGUCGGUUGGGUACGUGAAGUGGUGGCAUAACUGGAGCAUCUAUGCUUCGGUCAUGGAGAAAUGGUAUGAUCCUUAUAUAGUUGCCAAGGCGUCAGCCAGUUCCGCCGAGGUUUAGUUUACGAGAGGUCUUUAAAUACUGAACAACGC
Molecule: messenger RNA, 1487 nt
Organism: Coniophora puteana RWD-64-598 SS2
Lineage: Eukaryota; Fungi; Basidiomycota; Agaricomycetes; Boletales; Coniophoraceae
Exons: 3
Coding region: 43-1455 (470 amino acids)
Molecular function (GO): protein binding
Source: RefSeq, a predicted model, not a curated record